Phyllostomus hastatus (greater spear-nosed bat) is the source of this 4086-nucleotide messenger RNA. RefSeq names its product muscle RAS oncogene homolog (gene MRAS). NCBI's taxonomy places the organism in Eukaryota, Metazoa, Chordata, Mammalia, Chiroptera, Phyllostomidae. Gene Ontology annotation, cellular component: plasma membrane. The coding region runs from base 271 to 897 and encodes 208 amino acids. Gene Ontology annotation, molecular function: GDP binding; GTP binding; GTPase activity. The transcript is spliced from 6 exons. The record is from RefSeq and is a predicted model, not a curated record. Gene Ontology annotation, biological process: signal transduction.
UGGGUAGCGGCACGGGGCCGACUACCCCUGCGCCCGCAGCGCUCUAUUUUUAGCAGGCGCUGUUGCAAUAUAAGGAAUGCGCUGCGAGGCAGGCGCUCCCGGCGCUCGCGGGCUACGCGGUCGCUUUAAGGAGGCGCCAGGGUGGGGACAGGCCAGAGAGACCGGCGGGCCGGCGGGCCAGAGCCGUCAGUCCGGCUGGAGCAUGGAGGAGGCGACUUGAGGGCCCGAGCCCAGCCGGGACUGGAGCGUGAGGUCUGACCCACCAGAAACAUGGCAACCAGCGCCGUCCCCAGUGACAACCUCCCCACGUACAAGCUGGUGGUGGUGGGGGAUGGGGGUGUGGGCAAGAGUGCCCUCACCAUCCAGUUUUUCCAGAAGAUCUUUGUGCCUGACUACGACCCCACCAUCGAAGACUCCUACCUGAAACACACAGAGAUUGACAAUCAGUGGGCCAUCUUGGACGUGCUGGACACGGCUGGGCAGGAGGAGUUCAGUGCCAUGCGGGAGCAGUACAUGCGCACAGGGGACGGCUUCCUCAUCGUCUACUCCGUCACGGACAAGGCCAGCUUCGAGCACGUGGACCGCUUCCACCAGCUCAUCCUGCGCGUCAAGGACAGGGAGUCAUUCCCCAUGAUCCUUGUGGCCAACAAGGUCGACUUGAUGCAUUUGAGGAAAAUCACCAGGGAGCAAGGAAAGGAAAUGGCGACCAAACACAAUAUUUCGUACAUAGAAACCAGUGCCAAGGACCCACCACUCAACGUGGACAAAGCCUUCCAUGACCUGGUCAGAGUGAUCAGGCAACAGAUUCCAGAAAAAAGCCAGAAGAAGAAGAAGAAGACCAAAUGGCGGGGAGACCGGGCCACUGGCACCCACAAACUUCAGUGUGUGAUAUUGUGAUGGGCCUGAGGCCCUGGGCACAGUGACCAUGCACUGGCCAGGCCUCGGGCCCCCUCUACUGCCUAACCUCACUGAAAACCAUUUCUAACCAUGACCCUUGAUCCAAGGACUUGGCACAGGAAGGGAGAGAGGGAGGGUGGGCGGGGAGGAGAUUGGGUUUGGCUUCACCAAAAGGGCACAGGCCUUCCUGUGUCUCACAAGACACAGGGAAGCACCACCACACAGAAGCAGCACCCGAGCCCCUCAUGCUGAUUCAGCCCGAUCCCUCCCACCUCUCGGUGGCUGUGCUCUGUUUUUGGACUACGUAGUGCUGGUUUGAGGUGGAAGCAUUUAUCCACCACGUACAGGGUGCAAAACAAGCCAUGACCCGACUCCCCCCUUGUCUCCAGUCCACGGUGUCUGAGAUUGGGUGUCUUUUGUAGAAUUUUAAAUUAUUUUAGUGAUUAUUAUUGUAUCAAGGGGGUCUGUGUCCACUGACUGGUGAAGUUUCAAGUCUUCAGCAGAUCUCUCUGACAACCUGUCUGGAAUAUUGUGGUUUUGUGUUUUGUUUUGUUUUGUUUUGUAACUGAGUUUUCCCAGCAGUGCCAAAACUCAGCUCAGUAUGAAAGUUCAGUGACCGCAAGACUGGAAGUAAACGGAGGCUGCAGCUGGAGGCCUCGGGGGAAGCAGACCCUGCUCAUGGCCUGUAAACUGGAGAGACUAGCCAGUCAGUUCCAAAGGGGCGUUGUUAUCCUGGAAAUGUAUAAACUAAAGUGAGUGGAUCUGCCUGUAUGUUCCUUUCUUUUCCAGUCAGUGUGGGUUCACGUCUGUUCUUCCCAGCCGGUCACAGGGCUUCCUCUCCUCGCCAGUACUGCCUGGUACCUCUCCGACACCGACCCACUGACACGGGCCCACACGCUUCUCCACGUCAGAGUGAGCUGACAUGGCGCCAUUCAGGAAAUUCUGGUUCAUGCUGACUCUUACCCAAAAAUGAUCCGGUACUGUGCUUUCUGAAACAGCACCAACACCUGAAACCGUUUUCCCUCUGAUCAACUGACCACCACUUCUUACACCCAGUAAAUAACAGUCCCCUUUAAUCCUUUGCAAACUGAGCAUCAGGUUGCCUUUUUGGCUCCUGCUUUUAUUAUCCCCUCGGACCUUAACUGUAACAUAUGAUUGGAGAAGAAAGGAAGGCUGAGGUGAUGUUAUCGCUCUCCUACACACGUUUCUACAAGGGGACAGUCACCCAGCUCCCUCAUGAUGUCCACCACCCACUCAGGUGCUGCUGCUGAGAGCCAAAGACUGGAAUUGGGGGCUGGGGUGGCAGUGGAGGGGCAGCAGACCAGCAGGGCACCCCUGAGAGAAGGUCAGAAGAUCAGGCAAUGCAGCUAGUGAACCUGAUUUCCUAAACAUUACACGUCAGGUCACUAGGCAAACUAGAAUAUCCAUAGCAGGUGGCCUGGCCGCUGUUUGGAGAAAGGACCCCAGGGAAAGUGAGUGCCCAGCUGGACAUCAGGACUCCUGGGUCCUUCUCCAGUUUUGAAAGUGUGCUGAGUGCUAACUCGGCGACAUCACCAGCACCGUGGGGCCAGCCUAAGAGCGAUCCUGCUGCAGAAUGAAACAGUUGAGACUUUUGCUGGAAAUCAAACUUCUUUAUUUGUGUAAAUGGCCUCUUUUUCUGUUAUCUUAAAAGAAAAGAUAACAAAGAACAUUCCAGAUCAGGCACCUCACAGCUUCCCAAGAUCCUAUAAUGUUCACUGAGGGACACUUUAAACAUGAGCAGGACAAGGCUCUUUCCAACCCCGAUGCUCCUCUGAGCCAGCAGCCCGUGUGCAGGUUGACGGUAGCUGCAAACUGGGGGUGAGGCGGAGGCGGGCAGGAGGGAGGGAGUCAGGAUGGAGGUGCUUUGCACCCAGGCAGUGGUGAGUGGGACCAGAAGCCCCGCACACAGGGCAGUGUCCACUGGUGGAAAACAUCUCCAGGGCACGGACCACCACCAGCACACCCUGCCCUCUGUGGAGCCCGCAAUUCCCUGAACACUACACAGAGAGUCUUAGAGGCAGAUCAGCUGACAUAGAAUGAAGCCUUUAGCCAGGAAGGUAACCAGGCAAAUGGGGUUCCAACUACUUCUAGUCCACGACCCCAACCCCACCCAACAGGGGCAGUACACCUGCCCCUUCCCCAGCCCCACCUUACAGGACAUCAUCCUGCCCUCAGCCCACAGCCGAACUCCACAGUGCCCUAGAGAAAAACUGGUGAAGGGGUGGCCUUCUGCAGCCUCUGCUGUUGAACCAAUGGUCAGCCUUCAUCUCCUAUGACCUCAUUUUCCUCGUAGGUGAGAUGGGUGAAUAAUACUUGUAAAAGAUAGUUCUUUGUGUUUUAGAGAAUCAUGGGCCCUUGUGGCAGUGAAGGCUCCAGAUAGGCCAGAGUGGAGGGUGCCCUGGGGCAUCCCCAGUAUGGUUUCUCCAUGGUCACCUAGCAGGGUCAGUCUGGGAAGCAGCUGGUCAUGCUACUCCAUGACUGAGGAGCCCAGUGGGACUCAUGUCUUUCAUGACAUCCCAGUGUUCCCACUGUUUUUCCAAACUGCCUGAAUGGUACGUCCCCUGGAGCACACCCUUCCUGAAACCCUCUCACCCCAUGCCUUUGCAUUGUGUGCUCUCAGAUUUCCUUCUAAAAUUCUGACACCCCCUCCCCCUUCAAGGGCUCCUUUUCUCCCCAGCAGAUAAUCCUAGCCAUCCUCCCCACCCCCACGGCCUGGGGGUAUGGCCACUGACUUCCUCUGCACUUUGCCACACAGGGGAAGUUUAGAUGGUUUUUCUUAGGACUUUGCCUCCCACCUUCCUGUGGCGCUUGCUGUGGAGAGUGCCUGGUGGCCCAGUGUGGCCUGUCUCACUUUGCCAGAUGUGACCCACUAACACCUGGCAGCUCUAACUCAGAGGCCCUUCAUGUGUUAUAGGAAAUCCAGAGCCAUAGAGAGGCUUCCUCCAUUGGCAGCCCAUUGGAUUAGAAAUUCCAUGUCGGGUUUACCUGGAAGGAAAGAUACUUGAAUAAUGGAGCGCCUGUGAGCGCCCAGCUUCUGUUACACAGUAGUAACAGGUGGCCAUUGUCAUGAAACGAGAGUGAUGCCUGAAGAUCUCGGUGAUGCUUGAGCCUUUUAUGUAACUUUUUAUUAAGUCUUUGUGUAUCUCAGCUCAUUAAUAAAGAAAAGAA